Molecule: messenger RNA, 1617 nt
Organism: Penicillium odoratum
Lineage: Eukaryota; Fungi; Ascomycota; Eurotiomycetes; Eurotiales; Aspergillaceae
Product: tannase and feruloyl esterase
Exons: 4
Coding region: 1-1617 (538 amino acids)
Source: RefSeq, a predicted model, not a curated record
AUGAAAAUAUUUAUCAUAUGCGGACUCUCUUUGCUCCUGAGGUCUGUUAAAGCCUUUGAAUGCCAUCCCGAGGCGUUCUCCAAGCACCUUCCAGCCAACGCAAGCAUCACAUUCGCUUACCCAGUCGAGUCGAACGGCACAUUCCACGUCCCCUCUAGUGAUAUUGGGUACCCAGAAUCCCCGACACAACUGAGACAGCUUUGCGCAGUGCAGGUCAAUGUCACCUCUAGUCCCACCUCUGCCUUCAGCUUCGGCCUAUUCUUGCCUUCUUCUUGGAAUCAUCGUUUCCUUACUGUAGGCAAUGGGGGCUUUACGGGAGGUAUCAACUGGAUCGAUAUGGCAGCCGGUGUAGGCUACGGUUUUGCAGCUAUGUCAACUGACACUGGCCAUAACAGUACAAGUGACGAUGGCUCCUGGGCCACCAACCCUGAGUCGGUUACUGACUGGGGUUGGCGUGCGAUGCAUGGAUCAAUUGUUGUUGCCAAACAAUUGACAAAAGCCUAUUACGGAACCAAGCCUCGGUUUAACUACUAUAGUGGCUGCUCCACCGGCGGGCGACAGGGACUCAAGGAGGCUGAGGAGUUUCCGGAUGAUUUUGACGGUGUCCUUGCUGGUGCCCCGGCGUGGUGGACCAACCGAUUGCAACUUUGGAACGGCAAAGUGGGAACUUAUAACGCUCCUGUCAAUUCAGCCCACCAUAUUCCUGAGUCCAUGUUCUCAGUCAUCGGCGAUGAGGUGCUCAGGCAGUGCGACCCACAAGAUGGAGUCGUUGACCGCAUUAUUCAGGACCCUUGGCGUUGCAACUUGAGGCUUGAGACCCUGCUUUGCAAUACUACAAACCGAGCAGCAGAUAGCUGUUUAUCUGGCGACCAACUUGAUACUCUCUACCUCAUUUACAAUGACUGGGUUGAGACAAAUCAGACAUUUAUCUUCCCGCAUCUGCUACACGGUAGCGAAGCGCAGUGGAGCGUCCUCGUCAAUAACGGUACCCCUGUUGCCCUUGGAACAAAUUACAUUCAAUACUUCUUGGGCCUGGGUAAAUCUGCAUCAGAAACGUUUGACUAUGAGAGCGUUUUGAUCUCCGAGCGAAUGAACCCUGGAAACGCAACGGCCGACAACUUUAAUCUCUCUCCUUUCCAAAGGAAGGGCGGUAAGCUCCUGCACUACCAUGGAUUAUCCGAUGGUCUUAUUGCACCAGGCAGUAGUAUUUAUUUCCAUGAUCAGGUGCUGCGAACACUGAUUCCGAGAGGUAUUGAUGUCAGCGACUUCUAUCGGUUUUUCUUGGUCCCCGGAAUGCAGCAUUGCCAAAGCACUCCCGCUAAUAUGGAGGCGCCAUGGUACUUUGCGGGUCCCAACCAAGCCGGUAGUAUUUCUACUAGCGCUCACAGUGUCCCCGGCUUCUGCGACUCCCGUCACGACGCACUGCUUUCUCUAAUGGCGUGGGUUGAGAAUGGCACUGCACCCAACGAGAUCAUCGCCACUAAAUGGCACAAUGAUACCCUCCAGGACAAAGUGUACCGACAACGUCCAAUUUGUAUUUACCCCAAUGAAGCUCAAUAUGAUGGCACCGGUGAUGUCAACAAGGCGGAAAGUUGGAAGUGCAAACCUCUAUUCUAG